GCUACCACUGAACCCUCAGAAAAAAAGAAAACGACUGAAAAGACUGAAAAGGAACACCCGCCCGCACACCAUUUGCACACCUUCUUUCACCCACAACCAACCGACAACCCCCACCCACCCCUUGCAAUGCACUCCCUAACCUCCGCCCUAACCUCCCUCCUCCUCCUCCUCUUCCUCGCCUUCCUCCCACACCUCUCCAACUCCGCCCCAGGCUACACCCGUCAAGACCUCUCCCACCUCGCCCUCCUCCCGCCAGACCCCGACCUCCCCAAGGAAAACAUCCACCCAACAGAUAUCCUUAUCGUCACCACCGUCGACGGCUCGCUUCAUGCCGUGCAUAAACCAACGGGAACAGUGUUGUGGACUAAAGGGGAUACUUGGGGCCCGCUGGUGGAUGUUAGGGAUGUUGCGGCUGAGGAUAGAAUGAACGGAAACGACGAGGACGGGUUUGGGACGACCGUGCCCGAUGUCGUCGCAAGGGAUGGGGAUGGAGGGAACGCGGAUGUCGCCCCGUUUGUGGGUGGGAAUCUCGAUGGAGACGAGGAUAUGCCUAGGGGAUUGUAUAUCCCCGAACCGACCGGCAACGGGGAUUUGUACUAUUAUGAGCCGGGGAAGGCUAUAAGGAAACUCCCACUCCCCAUCAAGAAGAUCGUAGACGACAACCACCCCUUCAUGUUCGGGGACUACGUCUUCACGGGCAAAAAAGUGAACCGACUCCUCGCCGUGAGCCCCUUGACUGGCGAUGUGCUUCGCACUUUUGGUGGGGAUGGCGCUGAGGAGGGGCCUGCGAGGUUACCUGGGCCGGCGGAAACGUCGUACUUGUAUAUCGGGCGGACGCGUGAGUAUCAUUUGACUUGAGAGUGGGGGUUCCGGAGGUGGUGUGAGUCCAUGGCAUCUGACGACGGAUCUCACUUCCUUCUAGAAUACGUAUUGAGCAUGUGGGAUAAGAAGAAUACGAAAUUGAGGUUGAACAUCACCUACGGCGA
Fimicolochytrium jonesii is the source of this 986-nucleotide messenger RNA. RefSeq lists its product as uncharacterized. Lineage: Eukaryota; Fungi; Chytridiomycota; Chytridiomycetes; Spizellomycetales; Powellomycetaceae. Gene Ontology annotation, molecular function: protein binding. The coding region runs from base 127 to 858 and encodes 243 amino acids. The record is from RefSeq and is a predicted model, not a curated record. The transcript has 2 exons.